GCGUGUCGUGCUUCCUGCCUUGGCGAGGGAGGGGACGGUGCUGACGGCUGGGAGGACGAAAGGAAAGACAAGAAAGCCUUUGGGAAGAUAUAAGAGAGUGGGGAACGGCCCGGGUUUCCACCGCCCGUCGGGAAAUAAGCACCACAGUUUUCUGUAGCUGUUGGAUUUGUCAUCGAAUCGGCGCUGAAAAUGUCGGCCAGUCGUCAGCAUAGCGAGAGCAGGGCCAUCCCGACCAGGACGGUGUUGAUCAACGACACAACGCAGCUACCUCAUGAUUAUUGCACCACCCCUGGAGGCACUUUAUUCUCUACCACUCCCGGAGGAACCCGGAUCAUCUAUGACCGUAAGUUCCUACUGGACAGGCGCAAUUCUCCCAUUGCCCAGACUCCCCCAGCCCACCUGCCUGUCAUCCCUGGUGUGACCAGCCAAAAUGUCCUGAGAGAGAACCAGAAGAAUGAAGCCAACAACCACAUCAACAACCAUGAUGGCAAGCCCGCAAACGGUGAUGAUGCUCAGUUUGAGAUGGACAUCUAACAGACUGGAACCUUACCAGCAAAAGCAAAUGACCUGGCAUCACCCGUGCCAGUGGCUUGGCUUGUAGAAACCAAUGUUGUGAGCCCUCAUGGCAGCCAUCUUCUUUAGCUCUCUGUCUCGCUGCUGGAUGUAAUGUGUGUAAACCAUGGGGAUUCAGUGUAUCAUACAUACAGGUACAGUGUGGCCAACUCUGGAAACUAGGUUUAUUUGUAUAGAUUUCCAUGUUUACCAGUCGCUGUGCAAAUAAACAACCCCACAGCGAGGGUGGAGGCCGGAAUAUUAUGUACCCAGACACAUUGUCCAGUUAGUAGAUUGCAGUGCUCAUCUUACAGCUUUCUGUGAGUCAGGAUCCUUAACGGAGCACACUGUAAAACGGAUAAUAUUCCAAGUUAAUUGGGGAGGAAGUGGUAAUUUUCAGUACUGGCCUUAGAAUCAGUCAAAAGCUUUGAUAUUCAUCACAGUCUUUGGUUUUAAAGACCCUCGAAAGCAUGUUAUUUAAGUGAAUUUUAUUUCUUUAUGGAACUACUUGAAAAGCUCCACAAUCUGUUAUCGGCUGUUUGGCCUAUUUUAAUUUCCCGUGAUGGUAUGCAAAGGGAUGCUGUGCUUUUAAUUUGUAAUGAGGUGAAGAUUUUCAUGCCAUUCCAAGUUUCCAUUACCAACACAGGCCUGUGUGAGUUUCCACUUUUCAGGGAAAAAACAUUUUUUUAAUGAAAUUCAGGCCAUUAUUUCAUUGUUUUGUAAUGAUCAAAUGAUUGUUUUUCCCACUGUUACAUAAAUUAUAAAUCUGGCAACUGAAAACAAGCAUUUAAUUUAAAAUUAAAUUUCAGCAUAGUGUGACAACAUCACUUGAUUCAUCAACAUCGUGACCUUGCUAUCAAUGUAUUUACACAUCUCUCUCCUGCCAAGACUAAUGGAGUCCAGAUUUUAUGGCUACUUUGACUCAGCUGGUUUGUUGUGUUGGCAAGAGCUUUGUGUUCAGAAUUGAAUCGGUCUAAGAAAGGAGGCCAUACGUAGCUACAUCUGUCGGGUGUUUUUGAAUAACUAGACCAGAUAAACAUUUCCUGUAGAUUAAUGUGGAAGUGGUUAAAGGCAGAAUGAGUAGGAUUUGUUGGUUUGCAAACUAACAUUCAAAGAUGACCCCUCCUCCCAGCUCAACAACACUAGGGGCUGAACUAUAAAGCAAGUUGACAUCCAGCGAGUUUGCAUAUGUAACGUAUUCCGUUAGCUGAGAAUCAAUAUCACUCAUAGAAGAUGUCGUCAGGUACACAAUUAGUGGAGGGGUGGAACUUUUUAUAGCUGGUUUAAAUCCAAAACACUGAACAUAACCCCCUCCACAGCAGGUUACCUGUGCAGCAUAAGUUACCAUGGCAAUCUAGCCAGGUUAAAAGAGACACCUUUGUGACAUUAGAAACUUUACCUUUAGGCUCAACAUAUCUCACUAAGCCAUUAAUCUCGCUUCGUAGUACACCCUUCCUCCUGGAUGCUUGCUGAAGAUCUUGCAUUGUAGAGUCCUGCCCUCACACUCGGUGUGCUGUUAUUGGCUGGGAGUGUUGACGGCCAGAAAUGUCACAAACAGAGCAAAAUAUCAAACUAGAGGCAGGGGGCAGAGUCUCACACACCUGCACACACCUCAAGUGGGUUAUAAGUGAUGAUUUUAGGAAAAUCCUACUAAUUCUGUCUUUAACAUCUCAAUUAUAAUUUUUAGGUAAAAUACAAAAAAACUUGAAAUAAUCCAAUUUUUUUUAUAUGCAUUUUAUUUUUUAAAUACAGUUUCUUAGUAUUUGAGGGUAUUUGUUUGGGUACAAGCACUGUCAAGCCUUUGGAUUUGUUACAGUGUAAAGGUACCAAAAGGCUUUGUUUGUAUCAGGCUUGAUAGAUGCUGUCCCUUAAUUUACAAAUCUGUCCCCAGUGUCCUUAAUCCACUUUACAUUACCUUAUUCUUUUCAUGUGUCAUGUCUGCCCAUGCCUUACUUAACAUCAAAUGCAGUAAUGAACACUAGGUUCCCUGUCCUCAAUUUGUACUUUCCAACAGAGGUUUAUUUUUUCACUGUAACAUUGAACAGGUAACAUUGUACUUAGCAAUUGAGCAAAACAAAAACUUUUUAUGUUUUAUCUUUUUAUUUUUACAUAUAAUUUUCUUCCUGAAGCAGCUGUGAAGUUUGAAAAUGUGAUGGCGAACAUCUCAUUUUGGGAUUCUGAAGUUCAGAUGGAGAUGUGGUUAAAAGAGCACCACAUGCUAAUUUAGUCCAUUUUUAAAUUUUUUUGACACCACAAUCCUUGUCCUGUCUGCUAAUUGUACUUGACUGAAGUACAUCACCAUACCAUUAUGUUCAUACCAUAAGUUUGUUUCUCUGUAUGACUGGAACCACUGAAUGGCUGGAAUGAUGUCUAUCAAAGAUUUUCUUUUUUCUUUCUGGCUUUGUAAUUAAUUCUGGCCAUGUUUGAUGACACACACAACAAGAGGUUGCUUGAACCCAAUUUGCAUUGCACAUUUUUGGCGCUAAAACUCUUUAUAGUACGGCAUCAUAAUUCAGAUUGCAGAUUUAUUUCAAAUCGAUUUGGUUUGACAAUGAGGGCUUAACAUUGUGUGUUGAAGAAGACAAACUUACUGUAACGUUCUGUUCUGAUUUUAAACAACUUUAUUUUAAAUGAAACUCCAAUGCCAGUGGACACUGUUGCUGCAAGAUCAAUAAAGUUCUGUAAC
Chelmon rostratus (copperband butterflyfish) is the source of this 3238-nucleotide messenger RNA. RefSeq names its product eukaryotic translation initiation factor 4E binding protein 2 (gene eif4ebp2). Gene Ontology annotation, molecular function: eukaryotic initiation factor 4E binding. Gene Ontology annotation, cellular component: cytoplasm. NCBI's taxonomy places the organism in Eukaryota, Metazoa, Chordata, Actinopteri, Chaetodontiformes, Chaetodontidae. Gene Ontology annotation, biological process: negative regulation of translational initiation. Bases 190 to 534 code for a protein of 114 amino acids. The record is from RefSeq and is a predicted model, not a curated record. The transcript has 3 exons.